ACAACGACUACACAAUAUGAUGAUGUUCCUGAUCCUUACCACCUUCCUUGCUGGAGCUCUCAGUAAAGACUACCGUUCUGAUUUUAACAAGGCCUUCGCUAAGUUCCAUGUUUCUGAUGGACUUCUGAUGUCGGAGCCUCCACAAGUAGCUGCUCAGAGGUACAAGUCCUUCGUUCACUUCGCCGAGGAGGUUGAUGCAGUUAAUGGUGAUGAUGACAUCCCUUUCAUGGCCGAGAACAACUUCCUCUCCAUCCUGACUCCGGAGGAAAGGGAAGCUCACAUGGGAUUCAACUCUUCCGGUCACAUGGAUAGUGGGGAGACUGACUACGCAGCUGAGGAGAGGUUGGUCCGCCGGGAUAUUCCAGCUAGUCGAGACUUCAGCGACAGAAUCAGUGGUGUCAAAAACCAGGGAAGCUGUGGCUCUUGCUGGACAUUUGCUGCUACAGCUGCUCUCGAAGGUGAGAUGUACUUUGUAAACAGCAAGAAGGGUAUGAGUCUGUCUGAACAAGAGUAUAUGGAAUGCUCAACCAGCAGUGACGGAUGCCAGGGUGGUUGGAUGGAAGAUUGCUACACCUACUCUAAGAAGCAAGACAGGAUUGCUCCAACUAGUGCAGCUCCGUACAAGGGAAAAGAUUCAAGAAAAUGCAACUACGGAAAUGUGGCGAACGCUCUUGCUAGCAGUGAUGUCAGAGUAACUGGAAACAUCGAAAUCAAGGGUGAUGCCAAGCUACUGGAGUUUGCAUCUAAACAUAUCGUGUCUGUAGCCGUCAAAGUAAGCAACAAGUUCAUGGUCUACAAAAGUGGGGUUAUGGUGGAUAACUCCUGUAACAAGCAGCCCGAUCAUGCUGUUGCUGUUGUUGGAUACGGUGUUGAAAAGGGAAGGAAGUACUGGAAAGUGAGGAACAGUUGGGGUGUCGGCUGGGGAGACAAAGGAUACAUCCUGAUGGACCGUGAAAAGCAGAACAUGUGCAUGAUCUCAACAUACUCUCACAUCCCUAAAGUUGAAUGCAGAGGCAGCAAAUGUACCGCAGCUAAUGCUGAUGAUGAAUCUGAUGAUGACUCUGAUGAUGACUCUGAUGAUAGUGACGAUGGUGAUGAUGAUGAUAGUGACCAUGGUGGUGAUGACGAAACGAAGCUAUGCAAGAAGAGGAUAGGCCUUUUUCAAAAAUGCAAGAAAAACGAGGCUAAAGCUAAAGAAGCAUGUGAAAAUAAUUCGAUUCCUAACUGUGCUAUAAUGAAAAUGAACAAGAAUUGCUACUACAUAGAAUCAGGGAAGACCAACAAUCAGAGGUACAUUGAGGUUAUGAUGCCCUGUGAGGAGAAGGAUGAGAAGGAUGAGAAGUGCGACUCAGCUGCUGGACUGGUCUUCUGUAGCGACUGUAACUGCUGUAAGCACGAACACAUGUGCCAUGACAAGAAAUAGACAUGAUCUACUAUUUACUAAUGAACUUAUUCAAUCUUUAUUUUAUGUACUCAUAACAUUUAAUUCAAUAGAUUGCCGAUUCUUUAAUUUUCACCCUAUUUUUGUUGUACAAACUACAACUUGCA
Molecule: messenger RNA, 1548 nt
Organism: Bolinopsis microptera
Lineage: Eukaryota; Metazoa; Ctenophora; Tentaculata; Lobata; Bolinopsidae
Product: digestive cysteine proteinase 3-like
Exons: 1
Coding region: 17-1423 (468 amino acids)
Cellular component (GO): lysosome
Molecular function (GO): cysteine-type endopeptidase activity
Source: RefSeq, a predicted model, not a curated record